GCUAGCGCCUGAGGGUUUUGUAAGUGACUAUUUAUGUUUCAAUGGGUAAAGCAUUCAAUGAAUUGCACGACAAUUGCUCUCAGUUUCCUUGUCGAGUUUAUUAAGGAUAUCGUCAAUUAAUAUAACAAAAUGGGAUGGAUGAGCGACUCGUCAAGUCGUCUGGUUUCAGCUUUUAUAGCCUUCGCAGUUCUUUGCUGUGUUUGUGUAGUUUUGUGUGCCAUAGGAUUUGUUCGACUGGAAUUGAGGCUCAAAGACCAAGAUGUUAAAAUAUUAAUGCUUCGGAAAGAAAUUCAGAAGUGGAAGAUUCAUCAAAGCGACGAAAAUGACGAAACAAGUUACCAUUCUAGGCGCUACGUCCGUGAUGCCCCAACUACAAAAAACAUGUGCCAACAGUGUGUUAAGCCUUGGAUACGAGAAGAGGUGGCAAGCUCUGUGUCUUACGCCGUUCAAGCUUUUUGUUACCCUAAAGGAACCAAAUGCAUCAGAGGGCCACGAGGACCUCCAGGGGCUCCGGGACCAAAGGGAGACAAAGGGCAAGAUGGUAGUGUCACUGACGUUCAGCAUUAUGGCAACGGCGGAGGGGAUGUAGCUAAUUUUCCAAGUGAGGAGGCUAUAGGAGCCAUAAAUUCGCCUGGUAUAAGAGUAGCACCGUCGUCAUUGACCGUCAACGAAAAUUCUCCAGCGACAUUUACCUGUGCCAGCACAGUAGCAGGAAAAGCUACCAUAAUCUGGGACAAGGUCGGAGGUUUUAAGCCUGGUGAUAGGCUUUUUGAGAUCAAAAAUGGAAAAUUAAAGAUCACAAAUGUACGAGUUGACGAUGCAGGGGAAUACAUGUGCACRGUGGAAAGCCCUGCUGGAUUAUCAAGAGCUGUUGUAAAUCUCAAAGUCAGAAGUGUUCCUAAGAUAAUCAUCACAAAAGGUCCUACAUACGCAUCAAAGGGGGAGAAUGUGACUCUUCCAAGAUGCAGAGCGACAGGGUUUCCAACUCCUGUUGUGUCAUGGCGCAAAGUGUUCGACAAAAUGCCCCAGGGUCGAACUGUAACAUCGGAUGAGACUAUUUCUAUUAUAAAAGUCAAAUUAUACGACUCAGGUAUCUAUCUGUGUACGGCGAAAAACUCCUUGGGUAUUGACAGAAAGAUYACCCACCUCGUUGUGCUCGUCAAGCCAAAAUUCAUAGUCAAACCGCCGAGAAAGGUGAAACGUUUCGCAGGGUCUCCAUUAGUUGUAAGGUGUUCUGCAAAGUCCAACCCACCUGCUGUUAUUUCAUGGGAACGAUGUGAGGGCGGGCCUUUACACAAGCGAUUUAUAGCUAAAGGAGAUUCGAUCACCACCAAACACCUUAGAAUUACGGACUCUGGGAUGUACGCAUGUGUAGCGACGAGUACGCCGCUGAUUACUCGUGCGCCUUUUGAGAUCAAAGUGAAGAUUGCCGAGGAUUGUUCCACGCUGUAUGCAUCUGGUGUCCGUGAAGACGGGAUUUAUAAAAUCAACCCUGACAACAAGGGAUAUUUUGAUAUCUUUUGUGACAUGACAACCGACGGAGGAGGGUGGACUGUCUUCCAAAAGCGAUUUGAUGGCUCAGUCAACUUCUUCCGUGGCUGGAAAGAGUACAAAUCAGGAUUUGGCAAACUUUCACAUGAGUUCUGGCUGGGAAAUGGUAAACUCCGACGCCUUAUUAGCGCCAUUCCCAGGGAGCUCCGUGUUGACAUGGAGGACUGGGAAGGAACUACUGCUUAUGCAAAAUAUGGAGAAUUUGAUAUUCAGGAUGAGAAAUCAAACUAUAAGCUUACUGUUGGCAGCUAUACGGGAACGGGUGGGGACUCUCUGGCGUAUAGUAACGGAAUGCAAUUCACCACUUUAGAUCGUGACAAUGACUUGUCUGAAAGCGACAACUGUGCAGUGACGAGCAUAGGCGCCUGGUGGUACAAGAGCUGCCACGAUUCAAACCUCAAUGGACAAUUCGUACAGAGUGAACGCAGCCGUCAAGGAAUGGUGUGGUAUUUUUGGAAGAACAAUGAGUCUACUAUUAAGAAGUCUCAGAUGAAGCUCAGGCCAAAGAAAAAUAAACAACAUAAGGGUUUGCUAUAAUAUUCUUCACUAUAGUAUACUAUGACUGUACAAAGAUGAAUACAUGGUUGAUGUCUAUGCAGGGAUGCAAGGAUGAGCGGUGACGAGAACAGAAACAAAUCUUAACUGUGUCGCUGAUUUCAACAAAUACUAUUGCCGGAUUCUGAGAUUUUUUUUAAUACACACAAAAUUACCAAUGGUAUUUGGAGAGCUUACGUGCCUCCUGCAUAAAUGAUGAUAUGGUGACCGCCAUCUUAAUUGAAAUUAUGCUAGUCUUGUCCUUUAGAAGUUAUAAAAGUAAAGCGAGAGCACUUGAGAAAUUUUAAUUUGGAAUGUUAAAGCAGAGUAAGUGUUUUUCUUGAUCCAGCUUUCGCAUGAUGUCUUCUCCGGGGCGUGAGCUAACAUCGCCGUAAUUUUGGGAGACUUAAAUCGAUUUUGGCAAAAAUAAACACAAACGCGAUUUUAGGUCCUGGAAUAUACAAACGUAGGCUUAGUAUAGCAUACCGACUUUGCAAGACAAAGCAAUAAAUUUGUAUUUUGCAUUUGUGACUCCUUGCGUUACAAGCAGGACACAAUCUAAGAUAUCCAGGUCGAAUUGGUAAUAAGGUCUUUUGAUCAGAUUUUAUUGCUUCAAAUGGCGAAAGCAUGCAACCAUAUGAUGAGUAUAGCGCCAAACGUCUCCUGUUUACGGCAAAAAACCGGACUCAUGUUGGGACGGUUCAAGGGGGUUAAUUAGGGUGGCUAGCCAUCCCCCUUUUUAGGGUUCAAAAAUAUUGAAAUAGAAAUUAUGAUAUAGAUAAAUGUAAGAAGAAAUAAAUCUAAAUGCGACUCAUUCUGAAAAACAUCUAAACCAGCAAUCAUCUAAAUUUUCCUUUUCCACAUGUCUAAAUCGAUCCAUUUAAUAUUUUAAAGUGAGCCACCUUCCUUUGCAACGCUCUGGCGAUUCGCCACUGGGGUAAAUGCACGUUCAAGAUUUUUUGCUCCGGCUAUAUGCAUGGUUUCCUCGUUAUAUUACAGUACCUUUAUAAUAAGGUAAAAGUUCCUUGAUAUCAUAAUGUGAAUUGUCUUUCGCAAGGAACAAGCAAUCAGGCUAUUAAAUUUAUUUGUUUAACUGAAGGAACCCCAUGGUGUACACUUAAUGAUGCACUUAUGUUAAUUUUUUUUCUUUACGAACACUAUUGUCAUAUGAAGAGUUCAGCUCAGUUCAGUUCAGUGUGUUGGACAUUUUAUCUAUACUAGUCAAAAGAAACAUGACUCGAAAAUAUUUUUAUGAUGCAUAUUAAAUAGCUUAUAUCAAAAUGUAUGUUUUCCCAAUGUCAAAUAACAUGUUAUUAUACCGCUAUCUUGUCAAUAAAAAUAAUGAAUG
Messenger RNA from Exaiptasia diaphana, 3433 nucleotides. Its product is annotated as hemicentin-2. NCBI's taxonomy places the organism in Eukaryota, Metazoa, Cnidaria, Anthozoa, Actiniaria, Aiptasiidae. The record is from RefSeq and is a predicted model, not a curated record. Bases 130 to 2088 code for a protein of 652 amino acids. The transcript is spliced from 4 exons.